Messenger RNA from Zonotrichia leucophrys gambelii, 1884 nucleotides. It is a transcript of the gene IPPK, whose product is annotated as inositol-pentakisphosphate 2-kinase. Bases 67 to 1542 code for a protein of 491 amino acids. The record is from RefSeq and is a predicted model, not a curated record. Lineage: Eukaryota; Metazoa; Chordata; Aves; Passeriformes; Passerellidae. Gene Ontology annotation, cellular component: nucleus. The transcript is spliced from 13 exons. Gene Ontology annotation, molecular function: inositol-1,3,4,5,6-pentakisphosphate 2-kinase activity; ATP binding. Gene Ontology annotation, biological process: inositol phosphate biosynthetic process.
GAUGGUGGCGGCGUGAGGCGGCGGGGCCGGCGGCUGCUCCUGCCCUCCGCGCGGCCCGGGCCGGGCAUGGAAGUGGAGAAGAUGGAUGAGAAUGAAUGGAAGUACCACGGGGAAGGCAACCAGAGCCUCGUCGUCUCACACUGCCAGCGCUGUGUGGUGCUACGGUUCCUGAAGUCCCCCCCCAACCAGAACAAGACUCCCGAGGAAAUACUCCACCAUCUGCAAAACAUCGUGGACUUUGGAAAACAUGUGAUGAAGCAGUUCUUUGGGGAGAACUAUGUUCACCAUGGGGAAAUUAUUCAACUGCCUUUAGACUUUGUAAGACAGCUCUGUUUGAAAAUCCAGCCAGAGAGGCCAGAGUGUCGCUGUGACAAGGACAUGGACACGCUGAGCGGUUACGCCAUGUGCCUUCCCAACCUGACGCGGCUGCAGCCCUUCCGCUUCGCCGAGCACCGGCCCAUCCUGUGCAUCGAGAUCAAGCCAAAGUGUGGCUUCAUUCCCUUUUCCAGCCAUGUUUCACAGGAGAUAAAGCACAAGGUGUGUCGUUACUGUAUGCAUCAGCAUCUAAAGGUAGCCAAUGGAAAAUGGAAGCGACCAAGUAAAUAUUGCCCAUUGGAUCUCUUCUCAGGAAAUAAACAAAGAAUGCACUUUGCUUUGAAGAGCUUAUUACAGGAGGCACAGAACAACCUGAAAAUAUUUAAGAAUGGGGAGCUAAUUUAUGGCUGUAAGGAUGACCAGGACUGUGUGUGUGACUGGAAUGAACUCGCUCGUCACCUCAAGCCUUUCUUUUUCCCGUGCAACGGGCUGGCCAGCGGCCCGCAGUGCACCCGCAGCGUGGUGAAGGAGCUGAUCCACGUCAUCACCAUGGCGCUGCUGAGCAGCACCGACUCCUGCAGGGCAGGGCACAUGAAAACUGUUCCCAUCUCACAGGGGAGGAGCUACUGUGAAGCAAGUGCUUUUAACAAGGAGCUAGUAAGGAACGGUAAACAUAAGUUGGAAAGCUCUGGUUUACCGAGGGGUUGUCUCCUUUAUAAAACCCUUCAGGCUCAGAUGCUUGACAUGCUGGAUAUUGAAGGACUCUAUCCUUUGUACAGUAGAGUUGAGCAGUACUUGGAGGAAUUUCCUGAGGAGAGAAGUACAUUGCAGAUAGAUGGACCUUACAAUGAGGCGUUCUAUGAGAAGCUGCUGGACCUUUCCCUGGAAGAUGAUGGGACAGUGGCAUUUGCAUUAACAAAGGUGCAGCAGUACAGAAUAGCAAUGACUGCUAAAGACUGCUCCAUCAUGAUUGCCCUUUCCCCCUGCCUGCAAGAUGAAUGCUCUGAGCAAAGACCUGUGGUACUGACAUCCAAAUCCAGAUUCACCUUCUCUGUUUCUGUGCUGGACCUGGACCUGAAGCCCUAUGAAAGCAUCCCCCACCAGUACAAACUGGAUGGAGAAAUAGUCAAUUAUUACCUGAAAAAUGUACAGGCCAAAGAGGACCCAGUUAUGUCCAACCUCUUCAAGGAGAAUGAAGACUGCACAUUAGUUCUCCAUAAAGUGUAACCGUUCCCUCAAGGUUAUUUUUAUUCAAACACAUGAGAAAGUGAAAGAUUAUUGGAAUACAGUUAUGGUGAUUUUUUUUUUCCCUUUUCUGUUGUGUUCAGUGCAUUUUUCAGCUGUGAAUGUUUUUGCUUUAUGAAAUGAUUUCUAAUGGGUAAUGCCUUCUCAGAGAGCUGGGAUAGCACUAAGCCACAUGUUUGCUAGAUAACCUUAAUGAAUGUAUUUAAUGUGACAGAACAGGUAAUGUGCCAUACCUUGGAACUAGAGGACAGAUCAAAUUAAUAUGGAAAGUCUACUUCCUUAGAAUUGAAAGAGCACAGAAUGAAAGGUUUCCUCAAGUAUUGC